Carica papaya (papaya) is the source of this 755-nucleotide messenger RNA. The record is from RefSeq and is a predicted model, not a curated record. Lineage: Eukaryota; Viridiplantae; Streptophyta; Magnoliopsida; Brassicales; Caricaceae.
UUUUAUUUAAAAAAAAAUUACUUGUUCUGCGUUCAGUGUACUGAUAAAUAUGUUUUAUCCCUGCAGCUAAGAUAUUACCAGUGGUAAAAAACCAGCAUUUGCUGCUUUGCACCUUACUCAUUUGCAAUGCUGCUGCCAUGGAGGCACUUCCCAUUUUUCUUGAUGGUCUGGUUACAGCGUGGGGUGCUAUUCUGAUCUCAGUUACUUUAAUUCUUCUGUUUGGUGAGAUAAUACCACAGUCUGUUUGUUCGCGGCAUGGUUUGGCAAUUGGUGCAACUGUGGCUCCGUUUGUUCGUCUUCUUGUUUGGGUCUGCUUUCCUGUUGCCUUCCCCAUAAGCAAGCUGUUGGACUUCCUGCUGGGCCAUGGACAUGUAGCACUCUUUCGCAGAGCUGAGCUGAAAACACUUGUAAAUUUGCAUGGAAAUGAGGCUGGAAAAGGUGGAGAACUAACUCAUGAUGAGACGACAAUUAUUGCUGGAGCACUUGAACUCACGGAGAAAACUGCUAGUGAUGCAAUGACUCCUAUAUCUGAUACUUUUGCUAUUGACGUUAAUGCUCGGUUGAACAGGGAUUUAAUGAACUUAAUAUUGGAGAAAGGGCAUAGCAGAGUGCCAGUUUAUUAUGAGCAACCUACAAAUAUAAUUGGAGUUAUUCUGGUGAAUUUCUUACCCUUUGGUUCUUUUGACAUACUGAAUGAAGAUUAUAUAGUUUUGUUUUUGUACAAACUGGGUUGAUGCCUAAGGCUGGAUUCAAUU